Vigna umbellata (rice bean) is the source of this 2713-nucleotide messenger RNA. RefSeq names its product wound-responsive family protein. NCBI's taxonomy places the organism in Eukaryota, Viridiplantae, Streptophyta, Magnoliopsida, Fabales, Fabaceae. The record is from RefSeq and is a predicted model, not a curated record. Gene Ontology annotation, cellular component: nucleus. Gene Ontology annotation, biological process: chromatin organization.
CAGUUCUACUUGAACCCGACCCAUAUUACCCGACCCAGUUUCCCUUUCCCUCCCUGUUUUUUUCUCGGAAAAGAGCGAGCAAGAAAAUUUUUACAAUCAAACUCGAAUUGCAGUUAAAACCCCAACAGACACACUCAUUUUAUUCGAUUUUCUUUAAUUUUCAGCAAUCAAUUAGUUGUGAAACUGUAUGUUUGAAUCCCGCGCGAUUCCCUUGUUCUCUGUCUAAUGUUUCUCUCCCGCGCCCUAAUUCUCGAAUCUCUGUAUCGUCGGUGAAUUGGAUUCCCAUGGCGGAGGAGAAGAGGGCGUCGUCGUCGUUCGUGAAGAAAGGCGACCGGCAAAUGUUCACGGUGGAGCUUCGACCUGGUGAGACCACCAUAGUUUCGUGGAAGAAGCUGAUGAAGGACUCUAGCAAGCCUAACGGAUCCAAUUCGGCACCGCAACAAGUCGCAAUCGCUCCGGGUGAACCUGUUGAUGUUGAAGAAAAUGAUCCCUCUCAGCCAAACCGUUUCAGUGCUGUAAUAGAGAAGAUUGAACGCCUUUACAUGGGCAAGGAUAGUAGUGAUGAUGAGGAUCUGCUCGAUGUUCCUGAUGAUGAUCAAUAUGAUACCGAAGACUCUUUUAUAGAUGAUGCUGAACUGGAUGAAUAUUUUGAGGUUGAUAAUUCUGCAAUCAAACAUGAUGGGUUCUUUGUAAAUAGGGGGAAACUGGAACGCAUAAAUGAACCUGCUGCACUACCUAACCAGCAACCAAAGAAAAGGCGCAGAAAAGAUAUAAUGAAGAAUGGUGAAAACAAUGAUGGUCAUGGAUCAAAUAAAAAUGCAAAAGUUGGCAGGCCAGCAUCUGGCAAAACAGCUUCACUGCACGCAAGAAAUAUGUUAAAUUUAUCUGAGAAUUUGGUUGCACCUGAUGAACAUUAUGAAGACUUGAAACUUUCAAAUCAGUCAGAUGUCUCUGGAAUUAUUUCAAAAAAGAAAGCUGUUGACACUAAACCGACAUUGGACCCUUCCAUCUCUUUGAAAACAUCAAAUGAUGAUAUUCCUGGUGUAACAGAUGCAAAAGAUGCUGACAAGCAAAGGAUAGGAGUUUUUCAAUCUAAGAACAUCAGUGAUAAAUGUAAAGAUGGAAGUGCAUUUGAUGCAUCUCAUCAGAAGUACAAUGAGAAAAGUGCUUAUGCACAUUCCAAAUCCCAACCUGGAAGACCCCCAAAUAGUAUUGAUGAUUGUGAAAAUAUUAUACGGACAAAAGAAAAAAGUGGUAUGUGUGAACUGCCAGAUCUUAACCUGUCUGAGGGGAAGUCUGCUACCCAAGCAACGAAAUCUGAAAACAUGCAGAAGAAAGAGGGUUCUAGUGUUAGGCCAAAAACUUCAAUGCUUGAAAAGGCUCUUCGUGAGUUGGAAAAAAUGGUUGCAGAAUCCAGACCACCAGCAGUGGAUAACCAGGAUGCUGUCAAAAGGAGGUUACCUAGAGACAUAAAGCUAAAGCUUGCUAAAGUUGCUAGACUGGCGGCAACCCAUGGGAAAGUAUCAAAAGAGUUAAUUAACCGUCUUAUGAGUAUUCUUGGCCAUCUGAUUCAGCUAAGAACAUUAAAGAGAAACUUAAAAAUAAUGAUCAGUAUGGGCCUGUCAGCAAAGCAGGAGGAGGAUAAUAGAUUUCAACAAAUAAAGAAAGAAGUUAUUGACAUGAUUAAGAUGCUGCCCCCAACUUUUGAAUCCAAGCAGCAGCAGAAAGGUGAAGCAUCUGGUGAUUUUCAAGAAUUUGGUCCUGAUGGAAAAACAAAUACAAAAAGAAAGUUUGCCAUGGAUGCUGCAUUGGAGGACAAGAUCUGUGAUCUCUACGAUAUUUUUGUCGAUGGGUUGGAUGAAAACGCAGGUCCACAGAUCAGAAAGUUGUAUGCUGAGCUUGCAGAACUAUGGCCCAGUGGUCACAUGGACAACCAUGGGAUCAAACGUGGAAUUUGCAGGGCAAAAGAGAGGCGCAGAGCACUGUACAACAAGCAUAAGGACCAGGAAAAAAUUAAGAGGAAAAAGUUGCUGGCACCUAAGCAAGAGGAGAACGUUCGAUUUGAUGCCAAUUCAAUUACUUCACAACAGAACCUGCGAGAGAGAUCAGCUCCUGAGUCCAGCAGUCAUGGUUUUACUUCAGGGAGCAAGCAAGUUUCUAAUGCAAGUCCAACUGGCCGGGUACCCAGUCCAAUAAAUGGUCUAAAACAAGAAAAAGCAAAGGGAAGUUCAAGCAGUUCCCUGGAUGAUGUCAGGGCUGCAGAAGGUGUGCUAACAAAGAAGGUAAAGAGAAAACCAGAACUCGAGUUAGAAGCACAGUUAGUUGCUGAGAAGGUGGCUUCCUUGCAGGGAGAAGAAAGGCCCAGGUCCCUAAAGCAGCAGUCCUCAGGGCCACUUGCCAACAAAUCAAAUCUUCAGCCAACAUCUGUUCCUGAUCUUCAACAUUCAAGCUAACUUGAUAUCAUGUAGGUUUAGAGGUUUACCAAGCCAAUGUCCCUUUAUUUUUUUUUCUUUUCAAUUUCCUUCUUAUCCCCUUCUCUAUCAAAUAGUUCCCUUCCUAUCAUUUUUGUAAUUAUAUAUCCUUGCAAUGUUCUUCCAAAUAUAGAUAGAUUUAUUGUUGUUAGUGAUAUUGGCCAAGCUUCUUAUUUGGCUCUUACGCUUCUCUAAGGCAAUUGUUCUUCUCUACUCAUGCAAUUUUCGGAAGUUAACCAUGC